CUGAACUUUACUUGUCCUUUCCUCCACUAACUCAAACAUGGAGCUUGUUUUGUCAGGGUUGGUGAGCAGAUACAGUGGAGAAGGUGCACAGCAGCACCAGUGUCUUGAUAUGAGCAUUAUCAUUUGGAUUUGAAUCCGGAGAUGGUGGAGGAAGCGGAGCAGCCCCAUCCUACCAUCACCGUUGAGGAGCCUCUUGACUUGAUCAGACUUAGUCUGGAUGAACGGAUUUAUGUGAAGAUGAGGAAUGAUCAAGAGCUUCACGGCAGACUACACACAUACGAUCAGCUUGAGAUGGUUACAACUGUGGAAAUUGAUGAGGAAACAUAUGAGGAGAUAUACAAAUCCACCAAGAGAAAUAUCCCAAUGUUGUUUGUCUGUGGUGGUGGUAUUGUUCUUGUGGAUCCUCCACUGAGAGUGGUUUAACCCCAACCAGACUGAGCACCACAGACUGACCUUCAAUAUGUGAUUAUGAUUUUCAGUUGAUUGACACAUUUUUUUAUAGAAUGUAUUUCAAAGUUACAUUGCACUAGGCUGAUGCCUCUAGUUUAUUUUUAAAAAGGUGUUCAGCUUGGGCUCUUGAGAGAAAUAAAUUGUGUUUUUGCUUGA
Pristis pectinata (smalltooth sawfish) is the source of this 606-nucleotide messenger RNA. RefSeq names its product U6 snRNA-associated Sm-like protein LSm3. Gene Ontology annotation, cellular component: catalytic step 2 spliceosome; U6 snRNP; P-body. The record is from RefSeq and is a predicted model, not a curated record. Gene Ontology annotation, molecular function: RNA binding. NCBI's taxonomy places the organism in Eukaryota, Metazoa, Chordata, Chondrichthyes, Rhinopristiformes, Pristidae. Gene Ontology annotation, biological process: P-body assembly; mRNA splicing, via spliceosome.